AUGAAGCUCUCCACUGUCUUUGCUGCUGCUGCCAUGGCCAUGUUGCCUGCCGCCCUCGGUCAGAACAUCGGAGACCCAGUUGUGACCAGCGUUUUGGUCGUCGAGUACGUUCCAGCAGUCUCAACCUCUACUGUGUACCAGACCACGCAGUUCACCGUCUGGAGCUGUGCACCCCACGUGUCCAACUGCCCAGUCCGUUCUGCCACGUCGCUUGCCAUGGUUACUGCCAUCGUCGGCAUGUCGACCACCAUCUGCCCAGUCACAUUCCUCAGCACUCGUGUCAGCUCGUACACCACGCCUGCUUCGACCAGCUACAGAUCAUCGACUCCUGGUGCCUCCAUCAGCUCUGCCUCGGCCAUCUCAACCACUUACUCGACUGGCAGCUCCACCAUCACCAUCGGCUCGUCGACCACCGACUUCAACUACUGGUCGACCAUCAGCUACAGUGCCUUCUCGACCGAGUCUGUCGUCACCAGCCAGGCCACUCUCUACUCUGGUGGACCCUCUCUUCCAACCGGCGUGACAGUCAGCUCUACGUCGAUGGGCGUCUCGGGUGGCUCAGCAUCAGCCUCUGGAGGCUCUGGUGGCUCUGGCCCAGCAUCUGCCUCUGCAUCAAGCAUCUCAUCGGGUCUCUCAUCAGCAUCAUCGGCAUCUCCCAUCCAGUCGACCUCAGCAUCCGACUUUAACCCAGCAGGUGCAUCAUCCUCGUCAGCAGCCACUUCUUCUUCAGCAUCGGCAGGAGCUUCUCCAUCAACUGGUUCGUCGUCACCAGCAAGCACAUCUGCUGGCAGCAUCACCUCUUCCAUCAACGUUGCCGUCUCCACCAGUGUUGCCAUCAACGGCAGCUCGUACACCAUCUCGUACUUGCCACUGGGCACUGGCAGUCUCAGCUCCCAGGUCAUCGCCGACUCAGAAUCCAGCAACAACAUCUCGGUGUCAUCUGUCCCAACUGGUUCUGGCCCAUUGACCACCUACACCGGAACAGCUUCUCGUCAGACUGUCAUGAGUGUCUUUGCUGCUCUCGCCUUGGGCAUCGUGGCCGCUCUGAUUGUUGUUGUCGUUUGA
Aureobasidium subglaciale EXF-2481 is the source of this 1065-nucleotide messenger RNA. RefSeq lists its product as uncharacterized. The coding region runs from base 1 to 1065 and encodes 354 amino acids. Lineage: Eukaryota; Fungi; Ascomycota; Dothideomycetes; Dothideales; Saccotheciaceae. The transcript has a single exon. The record is from RefSeq and is a predicted model, not a curated record.